AUGCAGCAAUCAGCUCUUUGGGCUGUCGCCAUGGCCGUCGCCGUCCAAGGCACAGUCGACAACUCCAAGCUCGACCCUCUGCGCUUCCGCCAAGACGGCACCUUUCACAUUUCCGUCUUUUCUGAUUUGCACAUGGGCAUGUAUGCCAACGUCGCCCGCGGCCCAAAGCAAGACGCCAAGUCCGUCUCCGUCCUCGCCUCCGUCCUCGACAUGGAGCAGCCCGACUUUGCCGUCAUCAAUGGCGACCUUAUCAAUGGCGACUCCACGCGCCUAGACAACAGCACCCACUACCUCGACCAAAUCGUGCAGCCCCUCAUCGCCCGCAACCUCACCUGGGGCUCAACCUACGGCAACCACGACCACCAGCCAAACCUCUCGGGCGAGCUCCUCCUCGCACGGGAACAGAAAUUUCCCGGUGCGCGCACGCAGAGCAUGGUGCCCGGCGUCGCCGCCGGCAGCAGCAACUACUACCUGCCCGUCUACGCCGCCACCUGCCGCGACGUCCGCUGCUGCGCGCCCAAGCUGAUCCUCUGGUUCUUUGACAGCCGCGGCGGCUACUACUACCAGCAGCGCGACCGCCUCGGCCGCGCCGUGCACCACCCCAACUGGGUCGACGAGAGCGUCGUGCGCUGGUUCGAGGCGACAGGCGCCCAGCUGCGGAAGAGGUACGGCCGCAUCAUCCCGUCGCUCGGCUUCGUGCAUAUUCCCGCCUACGCCUCGGUCGAGCUGCAGGCGCGCGGCGUGGAUCCGAAUCGCCAGCCGGGUAUCAAUGACGAGAAUGCGAGCCCGCAGGCGCAGGGAUGGUGCGAGGGCGGCACACACGAGUGUCCGUACGGCAAGCAAGACGCGGGCUUCAUGACGGCCAUUUCCAAGACGGAGGGUUUGAUGGGCCUCUUUUCUGGUCACGACCACGCCAACUCGUGGUGCUACAAAUGGGACGGGGAGCUACCCGGUGUCGAGGCCAAGGGCAACGGCGUCAACCUGUGCUACGGCCAGCACACGGGCUACGGCGGUUACGGAGACUGGGUCCGCGGCUCACGGGAGCUUUUCGUGUCUCUAGACAAGCUCAAGGACCUGGUCAUUGACUCGCACAUUCGCACGGAGCUGGGCGAUGUCAUCGGUGCCGUGUCGCUGAAUGCCACGUACGGCCAAGACUCGUACCCUGCAUCGCCCAACGACAAGACAUAUCUGUAG
Molecule: messenger RNA, 1194 nt
Organism: Cordyceps militaris CM01
Lineage: Eukaryota; Fungi; Ascomycota; Sordariomycetes; Hypocreales; Cordycipitaceae
Product: Metallophosphoesterase
Exons: 2
Coding region: 1-1194 (397 amino acids)
Cellular component (GO): cytoplasm
Molecular function (GO): hydrolase activity, acting on ester bonds
Source: RefSeq, a predicted model, not a curated record